Molecule: messenger RNA, 1174 nt
Organism: Durusdinium trenchii
Lineage: Eukaryota; Dinophyceae; Suessiales; Symbiodiniaceae
Source: the annotation of a GenBank genome assembly
AAAGUCCAAGCGUGCUUUGUACCCGCUCCACAUGUAAUCAGCAAUCAUCUCCAGUACAUGUUGCAACUUUAGGGCAGGUCAAUUUGUUGUCCAGCUGCAAGAUCUUCAAAUGGUAGAUCAUGGCGGAGCACCAAGAGACGGCACCAACAAGAGACGGGCACACUCCGAGUGUUUCGGCCAUGGAUGGUGAGCUGCACCAUUUGGAAGGGGAGACUGACACUGGAACCAGCGCUGGAACCUUUCACCGAAGCGACAACGGGUUGAGGCCAAGUGCAAGAGCUUUCAGUGAGUUGGAGAUUUUGCUGAGCAUUUUCUGGGUUCCUGCCAGCAUCUUCGUGGUAGCAGAGGUCGGUGCUUAUGCCUCCUUUCGGAAGAGCUUCUUCGUGGCCUUGACUGGCAAUGCCUUCGAUCUGGGUCUCAGCUAUGCUCGAGUGGUCGAGCUACACGUUUGGGCGAGCAUCGCCAUGUGGACCUUGGCCGCAUUCCAGAUCCAUCAGAGGACCCGAAAGUGGCAGAGCCCUUGGCUUCAUCGGCUUAUGGGGAAGGCCAUGUUGUUGACCUUCUUCAUCGUUGUUUUUCCUACUAGCCUAUACCUCUCAGCUCUCCAGCGCAUCGACUACCUCGCGCCCGCCGUGGCCGCCGUUUUGUUGGACACAGCCAGCUGCACCGCCUUCUUCUUGUACCGUGCGUGGCGGGUGGCACGCACGGCAGUACCUCAUCGCAACCCGAAGUCCAUGGCGUUGCAUGGCCGACUCAUGCAGUGUGGCACCAUGAUGAGCAUGUCCAUUUUGCCACAGCGGUUUCUGCAGUUCUACCUGACGAUGCAUUUGAAGAUGUCCCACCAGGCGAACUACUCCAUUUCCAUUCUGGUGACGUCCCUGCUCUUCUUCGUCUACGGCCACUUCUUCGAUGGUCCCCGGGGCCGCAUUUGGGUGCAGUGCAUCGGAGCUGAACACCUGGAAGAGGCCUUGGGCCGACGCCAGACCGGAUCGGUGGAACGCUGGCUUUGGCGGCUGCGGUGGGUCAUCUAUGUCGGCGCCUACUACCUACUGAGGAGGAGCCUUCCGUCAGAGACGAUGGCCGGCGCAGGUUGAAAAGAUGGGAAUUCAGCGCCACGAUGGUCAGCGCCCCUGCGGCGUCCAGUGAUCGGAAGUGACCGGCUUUGGACUCCGGG